Rotaria socialis is the source of this 14907-nucleotide messenger RNA. The record is from the annotation of a GenBank genome assembly. Lineage: Eukaryota; Metazoa; Rotifera; Eurotatoria; Philodinida; Philodinidae.
AUGACUGUUGUUCCACCUCCAGCAUCAUCCGAUGGUGAUGCUUCACAACAGCCACAAUCCCCUUCGAAUACAACAUUCGAAUGGAAAACACUUAUCGAAACAUUGAGCGAUAAUACGAACAGUACAAAAUAUAAUGAACUUAUUCAAUCAAUUUUACGAUGGGAAGAUUUGUUGAGUCGACCAGAUCCAAUCAAUGAACAGUUUUUAAAUCCAUUUGUUAUUGUAGCAACGCAUUAUCUUAUUGGAGGAUUAGCACGAGUUGAACGUUUUUAUUUUACCGAUGUGAUAAAUGUAGGAAAGUUAUUGUUAAAAUAUCUUUUACAGAAUGCUUUACCAAAAACAAAUGAAACAAAUAGAUUAUCGAUAUUAAAUACGAUUAAAUCAUUAUGUUAUUCUCAAACAUAUCUUUCUGCGACUGAACUUAAAGAUUAUUUAGAACUAAUUAAGAAAUUUGAUGGACCUCAAAUAAAUAAAGAUGAUCGUCGAUUACGUUCAUCAAGCAAGACACUGAUCACUCGACGUGAAACUGGUCUUGUUGAUUCGUUAUGCAAUUCUGUUUUAUUUGACUUAUCAACGUCAGAUGAUUCAUCGAGUGGAAAUAAGCGUGAACGACCACAAUCAACUGGAUCAUCAUCAAAAUUAACAUUUCCCAAACAUAUGAGUCAACUUUUAUUGAAUGAAUUCAAACAGUUACGUGGUGAACAGUACUUCGGUGAGAUAUUGUUUCACAUACCAUUGCUGGCUGGUUCGAAAGUUAACGUGAAUAAUAUUCUUCAUAAUCAUAUAAUUAUAUCUGCUGAUGAUAAACAAUUUCAAGAAAGCAUAACAUCAAUUAAAAAUGAUCUUGAUUUUUUACGUCGUACAAUUCAAUUGCCAAUAGUUGAACCAUUUGAUGAGAAUCGCUUAAAUAAAUUCGUUACUAUGGCAUUCAAUUCACUUUUAAUAGCAUUGAAAUAUGUUCGUUUAGCGACCAAUAAUAACGAAAUAAUAACUAACGAUCAAAUUCUACACGAUGUAGCUCGUAUAUGUAUUAAAAUUGGUGAUUUACUACGGAAUUCACCUCGACUUGAGAAUUCACGCAAUGUUUUUCUUAAUUAUCAUCUUCUAUUGGCGAUUACAUUAACAAAAGGAAUUAAAGAAAUUCUUCAGAAUAAUAAUCUUCAAAAUGAAACGCAACAACAAUCAAAGUUAUCAACAAACAAUCUACUAGUUCAUUUGAUUGCUAUUCUAAUGUUUUCAACUCGAGAAUUAAUCAAUGACAUAUCAUAUUCUAACUUGGAUAUUGACACUAUUGAUUCUAUCAACGAAAAAUUCUCUUUUACGAGUGUAACAACUCUACUUCAAUCAUCACAUCGUUACGUCUAUUUAAAAGAACAUCAAACUUUAAAAUUAUUUUUAACCAUUUCACAUCGUCUUAUAUCAUCGUCAACAAUAAAAAUUUCCACAACAAUUCCUGAUGCACCACCAUUACCAUCAGAUAUUCCAUCAGCAGAGAAUACUAGCGAAGAUACAUUUGGUAUAAAGAAUUUAUUCGACGAAACAAGCUCAUUAAAUCUAGCGGCUCCUGCAACAACGCAACAAACAAAUUAUCGUCCAUUACCAUCAUCAAGUACUCGUAAAAGGACAAUAUUAAAUCGUUGUUUAGAAAUUGAUCUAUGCUCAGAGGAAACGUUCGAUCAAGAUGAUCAUUAUGAUCUAUUAAAUUAUCUUGAUAAAUAUUAUUUCAAUCAUAGUAUACCAAUAUUAAUGAAUGAUCUCAAAUUAACAUUAAAUACCGAUGAACAAAUAGAAAAUCUAUCUCAUUUAAUUAAAAAUUCCAUUGUAAUACCACGAUUUAUUCAUAAUGUUCUUCAACAUGACACAUUAACACAUGCAAAUGAAAAUAUUUUGCUUGACAAACUUGGAAUUCCAUUAGAACAAUCGUGGCCCUUGAAAAUUUCAAUAAACAACUUAAUAAUUCUUCUUAAAGUUAUUUUAAAACGAAAAAAUCACGAAUUAAUAUGUUCAUUAUGGGAUAAAUUUCUUCAAAGUAUUGCAAAUUCAUCGGAUGAAUUGACUCUUGAACAUUUACAAAUUUUUAUCGUAUUCUUUCAUCAAAUAACCAUCCCGCAACGUAAAAAUAUUCUUCAACAACUUGUUCAAACUAUUCAAGCAACAAAACAGAAUAUCUAUUUGUUAAUUCUAUUCGAAUAUAUGAUGUAUAAUUUUUAUGAAAUUCCAGAAGAAAUCAUUGAAAAUAUUCAACAGAUAAUUUCUAAGCAUGAUAUUACACCUACGACAAGUUUUAAUCAUGUUAUUACAAAAAACAAUUCGAAUUAUCUGGAUGGAUUUGCAUUAAAGAAUCUUUACAGCAAUGCAAUUUACAAUCAAUUUUAUAGUUAUCUUAUAGAACAAUUAGAUUUUACAAAAAUAAAUAAAGAAGGAAUAAACAAUACAUCGUUGAAAAAAUAUUAUGAUCUCUUAUGGCGAAUACUUGGCUAUUUACCACCAUCGACUGAAUUCCUCGAAAAUAUGACUACUUAUAGCGAAACAACUGCUCUAUUACAUUUGUUUCGUUUUGAAAAGAAAAUCAUUCAAGAUAAAUAUAUCAAAGAUUUUCUCGGAAAAGAAAUUUCAUUUAAUAAUAUUCAAUGGUUUAAAAAUCUAAACAAUACGUCACAUUCAAUAUUUGAUUUAAUUGUUUAUCAAAUAUUAUUACAAACGCUGACUGCAAAUUCCGAUGAGAUCAAUCGAUUGUAUAAUGUUUUUCUCAACGAAUUUAAAUCAGCAUUAAAUACAAAGCAAUAUUCAGAUUCAUUAUCUUUAAUUCCAAUAAUGAAAAUUAUUGAUGAUAAAAUGAAAACAGUAGCCAUUCCAACGCUACCAAAUGAUUUCGAAGAAUUAUUUAAACAUCAAUUAAAUUAUACACUUGAACAAAAUGAUUUAUCUCACAUAUUUCUUCGACAAAUUCUUCAAAUAUUAUCAACGAUUAAUUCUGAAAUUAACGAUAAACAAAUCUAUAUUGAAAUACAACUGAAUCCAAAUUUACAAUUUCUUAAAGAUCAAAUUAAAUUAAAAGAUAUUAAUAAUGAAACAAUACAAAACGAUAUCAAUGAAUGUAUCUAUAAGAAUAUAUUCGAAAUAUUAUUCAAUAAAGAUUUUCCAAAUGAUAUUAUAACAGAAGAUAUUUAUCAUGAUUUAAUUAAAUAUCUCGAUGAACAAUUUCAUAUAAAUAUAUUUCAAAAUUGUCUAUCACCCUAUGAUCUAUUUGAUUUACUUUAUUUAACAGCAAAGUCAACAUCAUCAUUAUCAACAUCUGCAAGAAUGUUAAUGUUGUUUAAUAAAAUAUUUUCUUAUUCAAAUCAAUUUCAAUCGUCAAUGGAAAAACUAAAUCGUAUUGCCGAUUUAACUAAUGAACAAUUAUCGGCAUGGUUAUCGAAACUUGUUUUAGUACAAAAUAAUGAAAAAAAUCCAUUAUAUACACCAGAACAAUAUAAACAUAUUUUAGAAACAUUUACAAAAUAUUUAAUUAAGAAAAAUGACGAUGGUACUAAUAUGACUGGCGAAGAAGUUUCGUUAUCGAUUCUAUCGGUUUUGAUACAGUUAGGAAAUGAAUUGUUAAAAUCAAAUAAAUCUGCAUUAGGAUUCUCACAAAUUAUACAAUUAUUAGUUAUAUUAGCUGGGCACGGUUCGGGUAAUGGGCAUACCUAUUUAUUUCAAGCUACAGCAAUUUGGUUAGAAUUUUGUGCUGAUGCACUUACGGAUACAAAUGAAAAUUCCACAUCAGCUCUUGUUUCUUCAUUGUCGACAACUUCAUCUGUCGAACCUUUGAAUCUCUUGCAUUUCAAUAUUCUUGAAGCCAGUGUUCAUUUACUGACGUAUAUCAAUGAUAUUCUGAUUGCUCUAAAGCAAAUAUCAACAAACGAAUCAGCAUCAUUGAAAUCUCCAGUGAAAGGCGAUGAAAUCGACGAUGAAGAUGAUGAUUCACAAGACGAUGAAGAUCUCAUAAAUGAUCAAAAGAAAAAUUUUCUUUCUUCAACAAAUCAAACAGAAUAUGAUCCUAAUAAAUUAUGUACUUAUACAACAACGAAAAGAGAAUAUGCUAAUCAACAUUGGUAUCAUUGUCAUACCUGUAAAAUGAUUGAUCGUGUUGGUAUUUGCCAAAUAUGUGCAAAUGUAUGCCAUAAAGAUCAUGAUAUAUCUUACGCAAAAUAUGGUUCAUUUUUUUGUGAUUGCGGUGCUAAAGAAGAUGGUUCAUGUCAAGCAUUAGUUAAGCGUUCAAUGAUAGCAACAACAACAAUAACAACUCAGCCGAUUAGUUCAAACACAUUAUUACGAAAGAAAAAAUGUAAAAAAUCAAUUUCAUUAUCAAGUAGAAAAACAAAGUUAACAAAUCGCCAACGUCGUUUAAUUCGUCAAAUCAAUACAAAACAACAAGAAUUUCAUUCAUGUAUACAAAAUAAGCAUAUACCAUCGAAUACACUUCGUCUAUUUAAAUUACUUCAACCGUAUAUUAACAAUGAAUAUCAACGAAUUUAUAGUAUUGAAAAUAAAUUUGAUUUAAUAUCAGAAUAUUUAAAAUCAAAUGAAUCCACAUCAAUUGAAAAUGAAGAUAAUAAUAAACAACAACAAUUAUAUACUAGUAUAUUACAUUCACAAGACAAUGCAUUUGAAAAUGUUAAAUUAUCAUUUACAAAUGAACAUGGCCAACAAAUAAAACAAUUACUUGGUACGAAUUCUAUUCGUCGUCAAGGCAUGUGCAUAAUGUCAUCUUUGAAUUCUGAACAAUCAAAACAACAUUUAAUUGUUAGUCAAGAAAAAGGCAAACAAGCAAUGAUAACUGUUUUACAAUUGAGUCCACUACUUAAACAGACAUCAUCGAUGAUUAAUACUGUAUCAAAUGAUAAUUCAACGAAAAAAAAAUUAACAUUAAAUAAAUUAAAUACAUUUAAUGUACCAUUUACGAUUUUAUCUAUGCAACCAAAUCAAUUAAAUAGCGAUUAUCUAUGCAUAACUGGUUUAAAAGAUUGUCAAAUUUUAAAUAUUGAUAAUAAUGGAAGAUUAAAAGAACCGACGAUUACUCUUCAACCAAGUUUAGAUUCAACAGGAAAUUAUAUUAUACGAGCACAAUGGUUAUCGGAUAAAAAUCAAGCGCAAAUUGCAUUGCUAACAGCUGAUUUUAUUAAAAUUUAUGAUUUAAGUGUUGAUACCAUAAGUCCUAUUUAUUAUUUUAUUCUUCCUACAGGCAAAGUACGUGAUUGUACAUUUUAUCAUACAAAACGUAAUAACAUCGAAUGUUGUUAUAUAUUUAUCAUGGCUUCGAAUGGUUAUAUAUACUAUGAACAGUUAUCUGAAUCAUCAUCAGCUCGUAAUGGUUCAUUCUAUGUAACAAACACACUCGAUAUCAAACAUGAAUCAAUCAGUGAAACGAACAAUAACGGGAUUUUACUUGGUGGUGGUGUAUCGGUUUACUUUUCUUCGACAAUAAAACUUUUAUUUUGGUCAUAUGUUCAUGGAAAAAAUUUCUAUGGUAUUAUCGACGAAGUAAACGUAGAAAAACUAUUAAUGAUACGUUCAAUUGAUGUUAAAAUGACUCCGACAGCAUCGACAAAUGGUAAUAGUAAAUCAACAUCAACCUAUCAUACAUUAUGUGCAUGGUCAGAAAUUGCUCAUCAUCCUGGCUUAAUUUAUACAAUGACACAAAUGACAAAUAAUCCUGUUGUUUUAAUGAUAACACCAUCGACUGUACGUUCGAGUGAAAUAAAAAUGCCCAUAAAAACAACGAAAAUUCAAGAUAUAUCUGCAAUUCGAUAUGAUCAACGUACAACAUUUAUUCUACUAGCUGAUGAUGGAAGUUUAAAAUUUCUAUUAGCUGAAUUUGAUAAAACAAAUUAUUGGUUAAAUAAACUUUAUCAAAAAAAGAAAUAUUUUCCUAUGAUAGAUUUAGAUUACAAUGAAGAAAGUUUCGAUUAUGAGAAUAUAAAUUAUCAAUAUUCAUUAUCCGGUAAUGAAACCGAUGAUCAACAAGAACCAACACUCAAACGUCGAAAACAAACAACGACAAUAACUACAGCAGCAGCAGCAGCAGCAACUAAUUCAACAAAUGAGCCAUCGAACGGUUUAGUUAAAUUUUCUGUAGACUUUUUUGAAUCAUGUCAUUUAUUAACUGAUUAUGAAUUUGGUGGACGAGAUUUACUUGAUGUUUAUAAUGUAGCUCAACUUAAAUUACGUUUAUCAACGCCAGGAAUGUUUGUUGCCAAUGUUCGAACAGGUGGUUUUACACUUGAAGUUAUUAACAAAGACUCGGACAAUAUGGUUGUGACUGGUGUUCGAAUACAUAUUGGAUUAUAUUCAAUGGACAAGUCUCCACAAUAUUUUGAAUUAUUUGGACGUACAGUACAAGUGAACAAUUUACAAGGGCCACGUUGGUAUGAUUUAUGUUUAACACGCGAAGAAUCAAUCCAAGCUGAGAAGAAAUUUAAUAUUUUCAUUGCACAAUCCGUUGAUACGAAUCAUAUAACAGUUAUUGAUGAUGCUAAAGUUUAUGGUAAAACAAAAGAAGAAUUUCAAUGGCCAGAAAAUGCCGAUGGGUCAUUAUUAACUGCAGCAACAAAUGGUGGACUAACAACAACAGCAACGACGGCAACAUCAGCAAUCAAUGGAUAUUUACAUUCAUUUAGAGAAACAAAUGAUGAAAAAGAAGUAUCUGCAUUGCCUUUACCCGAUAGGUUACUUGUUUAUAGUAUGCAAGUUUUAACUGGUUCAUUAUGUUUACAUCAUAAUCUUGAUGAACAAAAUCGUUCGAAAUUGAAUUCUGAUAUUGUUCAAUAUACUUCUCAUAUGUUUCAUAUGUCAUUACCACCACAAAUUCAACGUUAUUCACGAAGAUUAUUAAAAGAAUUUUUCUCGUCAAUUUCCUCGUCUGAUUUUGAUUAUUACGAACAUGUUGAUCGUUUACAAUUGACAUUUCUAUCUGAAUGUUUGUCAUCAACAAAUUAUUUAGAAUUAUUCAAUGAUAUUCAAUCAUAUGAAUAUUUACUUUUAUCAUUAUUAGCCAUAACACGUCGUCGGCCACAUAAUAUAAAUCGAUUUUUAAAUGUAAUUCAAAAUGAAACAAAAGAUGCUAUAUCAAAAACAGCAUCCAUGGAAAUAUUUAUUCCAUAUUUAAUCAAUAUAUUCUUUAAUCUAUUGAAUCAACGUCCAUCAAAUUCAUUAGUUGAAUCCAUCGAUAAUAAAACAAUUAAUAUAAAACAAAUUGAAAAGCUUCUUCAUAUUCUUGUUGAUAUCUAUCAUUCAUUAGCAUUAAAUGAACCUAAUCUAUGUAUGAAUUUAAUUGUUGAUUCAUACAUUCGUCUAUUAACUUAUCAGGAUUAUCAUAUAAAUUUUAUAAUAAAAAAUGCAUUAAAUCGUUGUAUGCAACCAAAUAUUCAACGUUUAAUAUCGAAAUUAUCUAUGGCAAGUGAUUUAAAUCAACAAGAUACAUCCGAAAAGCAAUUUCAUGCAUUACCAUUAUCAGCACAAAUUUAUCCAACGAAUGAACAACAUCAUCUACGUUGGGUAGAUCCAUCAGCAGCAGCAGCAACAACAACGACAACAGCAACAGCAACAACAACAACAACAAUAACAACAACGAAUGCAGCAACAAUAACAGUCACCGACACAAACACCACGAGUACAAAUCCAGUUGCAACAGAUGAAACAGCUAUGUUACAAUAUGCACUUGCAUUAAGUAUGUCAGAAAAUCCUGAUCAAGCUUCAUCAUCAACAUCGAAUAUUCAACAAACAAUUGAAUAUGUUGAUAAUGAUGAUGAAAAUCCAACAAUACAAAAUGAUGUUGAAAUCAAUCAAAUGAUGGAAUUAAUGAUCAAUACAGAUAAUGUUAAUCAACAAUCAACAAAUCCACAGAAUGAUCAUAGUGAUAAUAAUAGUUUAUAUGAAGGUGAUGAUGGUCACGUAUCAGAAUCAAGUUCAACAACAAAUGAAGGUACAGAACAGAAUAACAACGAGAAUAAUACAUCAACGCCAAUACCAGCACCACCAUUAUCAUCAUCAUCGAAUGAUUCAAAUACGACAAUUAAAUUAAAUACAAAUGAAUCAGUUGAUUCAGGCAUUUAUGAGCAACGACUGUAUGAUUUAAAACAUUUGAUUGUUGAAAAAUUAUUAGAUAAUCUUGAUGAAUAUUUAUUAAAUAAUUCAACAUUAAAUGGUUUAAAUUCAAUUGCUUAUUUACAAUUAUUAUUAACAUUGACUAUUGAAUUUGCAUCGAAAUCCGAUGAACAAAAUCAACAAUUUGUUCAUUAUAUAUUAAAAAGUUUAUUAAGACAAAUGACAUUUUUAAAAGAUGCUAAUCAAACUAUGACCAAUGAUUUAAUUAAACGUACAUCACAACAUGAAAUACAAUUAAUGUUAUUACGAUUAUUUACUGUUUAUAUUUCAUUUAUGCUCAAAGUACGUGAUAAUGAACGUGAUCAAUAUAUGUAUUUAUCAUUAACAGCAGCUAGACAACUAGAAGAAUCAAAUGCUGUUGAUUAUUGUUUAUAUGCAUUACAAACUGUUUAUAAAUAUUUAGUUAAACAACCUAUCGAUGAAAAUCUCGUAAACGAACAGACAACUCAAUCGCCCAGUGGUGGUGCAACAACAUCAACAAACAAUGCACAAGCAUCGUCAAUAUCAUUGAUGACACUUUUAAAACCAGCUAGUCAACAGUCAUUACCGGAUCUAUCACCAUUCUUCUAUAAACAAUAUACGAAGCAUCAUGCUAAUGACGUUUUUGAAGCCUACCCAGAAUUGUUAGCAGAAAUUGCAACACGAUUACCAUAUCAAAUGAAGAAAGUGAUUGACGAUGCAUCUGAUCUACGUCCAUUUAUACUUUCGUCGGAUUGGCAAAAAUGUCUAUGCGAAUAUUAUGUUCUACCACAAGGUUCAUUUCUUAAACGUCAAAUUCGUAAAUUACUCAUGUAUAUUUGUGGUUCACGUGAUAAAUAUCGUAAAUUACGAGAUUUUCAUGUCUUAUCAACAAAUAUAGCUGAAAUAAAAGCAAUUUAUGACGAAAAUUUUUCACUAAUUACUAACGAUCAACGUAAAACAAUCUCGACACAAAUUCCCUAUGCAACAUUAAUGCGUCUCAUUGAUCAUUUAAAAUCUUGUCAAGAUAUAAGUAUUCAACGUUGUUCAAAUUGGCAAAAAUUUUGUAAAAAUGAUUCAUCCGUAUUGAACUUUCUCGUUCAAUUAAUCAUGCUUGUCGAUGAUUCAUUAGUACCAUUUAUUCUUCAUUUAUUAAUUAAUUCAAUAUCAUCACCUUCGUCGUCAUCAUCUUCAACAGCUGCAGCAGCAGUAACAAAUACAUCAUCAUCAAAUCGAACAUUAAAAUCAAGUAAAUCUGUUCGUGCAAAUGAUUUUGAUACAGCCGAUGAUAUAUCAAUUUGUUCAAUAGCGUUACAAUUUUCUAAAAUUAUCUCAAAUAGAUUAUUAGAAGAUUUCAUUCGUUUAUUUUUAUUAGAAAAUAAUCAACAAUCAAUUCGUUGGUUAACACAUACAUUCUUAUAUAAUCUAUAUAUGAGUUCAAAUAAACAAUUACAAGAUUAUAUAUUCGAUUUAUUGAUUAAUAUGUGGCCAAUAAUACCAAAUUUUGGUUCGAAAUCAUUUCAAUACAUUGAUUUACUGGGCUAUAUUAUUAUUAAAAAUAAAGAUGAUAAACGUACGACUGAGUUUUUACCACAAUUAGAAUCAAUGCUAAAAAAAGAAAAUCAAUUUUUAUUGAACCAUCCAAAUACAUCGAUCUAUCGUCGUCUAUCAACAAUAAUUGAUAUCGAACAAAAUAAUGGUUAUUAUUUCGAAACUGAACCAUGUUUAGUUUGUAAUAAUCCUGACAUAUCUUAUCAACAAGUUAAAUUACAAACGAUUAAACUUGAUCAACGUUAUACAACACAAUCACAUAUUAUUAAAUUAAUUCAAGCAUAUUCAAUACAAAAAUUACAUAUUAAAAUGUCAGAAAUAAAGCGUAAUAAAGCUGUUCGAACAAUAAGAUUCUAUUAUAAUAAUCGGCAAGUACAAUCAAUAGUCGAUUUAAAAAACAGUGUCAAUUGUAAAUGGUUAUUAGCUAAAACAAUUAAAUUAACAAAUAUACAGCAAACAGAAGUUAAAAUUGAUUUUGUUAUACCGAUUAUUGCUUGCAAUUUAAUGAUUGAAUAUGUUGAUUUCUUUGAAACACCAGCAGCGAAUUUACCGACAGUUACAGACACGACAACAUUACAAUGUCCAAGAUGUAAUUCAGCUGUGGCAGCAACACCAGGCAUUUGUCCCAAUUGUGGUGAAAAUGUUUUUCAGUGUCAUAAAUGCCGAUCGAUAAAUUACGAUGAACGUGAUCCAUUUCUAUGUAAUUCUUGUGGUUAUUGCAAAUACUGUAAAUUUGAUUUCAUAUUUACUGCAAAACAAGUUAAUUAUAUUGAACCUAUUGAAUCCGAUGAAGAUCGUGCUAAAACGAUCACAAAUAUAAGUCAAUUAUUAGAAAAAACCGAUAAAAUCUAUCGUCAAUUAAUUAAUCAGAAACCAAUUCUUGAAUAUUUAUUAACAAAACUCAAUUCUGACGAUCAAAGUUCAACGCUAAUUCCUUCAUUAUCAUCAACAACAACAACAACAACCACAACCAAUACUGUACCAACUGGUGACACAGCUGAUCCUCAACAACAACAACAACCACCAGCUGUUCCUACACCUACCGUUGCUCUAACAUCUGCCAAUAAUCCCAAUGGUAUCAAUCGCAUUGUUCAACAAAUUGCACCUAAAUACAAUACUGAAUGUCGUCAAACCUAUGAUGAACUUGGUAAACAUAUUCAAAAAAUAAUCUGUGCACGUAAAGAACUUUAUACAUAUGAUCAACGUCAUUCAAGUUCAUCAUCGACAAUAAUUCUUUCAACUCCAUCACGUUCUCAUCAUUGUUAUGGUUGUACAUUAUCAACCAUAUCUCAUUGUAUUCUUCUUCUUCGUGCAUUUGCUGCUUCAUCAAAUCGUUUAAAACAAUCGAUAACAAAUAAUAUUUCAUUAAUUGACGAAUUACUAUUAAAUAAUAUUCGUUUUACAAAUCAACAGAUUCGUCAUGAUGUACGUUUAUUAUUUUGCUAUUUAACACGUGAUAAUUCUCAAUUAACCGAUUAUAUAACAGCAAAAAUUUUCAAUAAAAUCGAAACAAUAUUUCAACAAAAAUUAGUUUUAUCAUCAUCGUUAAUUAACUAUGAUCUAUUAGUUCUUUUUUCACUUAUACAACGUUCAAAUCAAGAUGAUAAUGAUCUAUGCUGGGAAAAUAAAUUACGUUGUAUAUUUAAAUUAUUUCUCUAUUCAUUGAAAAUUUCUACACCACAAAUUCUUGAAUUAAUAACAUUACCUUGUUUAAGAAUGCUCUUACAUCUAUCGAAACCAUUAACAACAAAUACAAAAUUAACCACCAUUGAUAUUGAAAAAUUCCUAACAAAACAAAUAACUUACAAUGAUUGGAGUAAUAAUUCACAGGAUAAACAGUAUCAACCAACAAAAACAAUUAAUUCAUGGUUAGAACAAUUAAUAUUUUGUCCACAAUCAGCAACCAUAAGAUAUUUAACAUGUAAAUUAAUACAAACACUUUGUACAAAUGAUAAACAAAAAUUAUAUAUUGUACAAAUAUUAAUAAAUUAUUUACAUCUUAUAUGUGAUGAAAAUCUAUCGAAAUAUUCUUCUGAAUAUGUACAAUUAAUUAAAGAUUUGCUAUUAAAUGAUAAUCAAUUAAAAUUAUUACUUUGUAAUGAUGAACAAUUUAAUAUAAUUAAGCAUAUUGCAUUAUUAAUUGAAAAUCAAAUAAUUCUUAUUAAUAAACAAGAUGAAAGAAAUUUAUCGAAUUCAAAUUUAACAUUUGGUUAUUCAAUAAAAUGUUUAACUGAAUUAUUACAUUUAUUUCUUCAACAAGAUGAAUUAAAACAAAAAUAUAAAUCAAUAUUAAUUGCAAUUGUUCUAAAUGGAUAUUUGUCAUUGAAAAAAUUAAUUGUACAACGAACAAAGCUGAUCGAUGAGGCACAAAAUAAAAUGUUAGAGCUCUUAGAACAAAUGACACGAGGAAAUGAGCAAGAAACAAGGCAAUUUAUGAUUAUUUGUAUUGAUACAAUUGAAAAAUUUCAAUUAUCUGACAUGCAAACACCAUUAUUUAUAUUUGAGCGGCUAUGUAAUUUAAUCUAUCCCGAAGAAACUAUGCAAGAAAAUAAAGAAUUUUUUAUUGUCGUGGAAAAAGAUCCCAACCAAGAAGAUUUCUUACAAGGUCGAAUGAUGGGUAAUCCAUACAGUUCAGCAGAUCCAGCUAUGGGUUCAUUAAUGCGUGAUAUAAAAAAUAAAAUUUGUACUGAUUGCGAAUUAAUUGCAUUGCUCGAAGAUGACAAUGGCAUGGAAUUACUGGUUGCAAAUAAAAUUAUUAAUCUUGGUUUAGCUGUUCGUGAUGUUUAUAAAAAAGUCUGGCUACCUUUUAUAAAUACUCAUCAAGGAAGUUCACCAAAUGCAGAUCCAACAGCCGGUGGUGGUGGUGGUGGUGGGCCACAACCAGUUGUUAAUCCUUCACAGAAUGAUCAUGAACCUAUGCAUAUUGUUUAUCGUAUGCGUGGUUUACUAGGUGAUGCAACGGAAGAUAUCAUUGAAACAUUUGAUACGAAGAAAAAUGCUAAUGAAAAUGGUGAAGAUGAUCCCGAAAAUAUCUAUAGUUUAGCAAAUGUUCUUAGUGAACACUCAGGUUUAGAAACAAUGCUCAAACGUUUAGAUUCAAUUUAUGAUAUGUCAUCAGGAAAGGCUCUAUUGCAUAUUUUAUUGAAACUAUUCGAGUAUGCUAUUAAACUUAAACUAAAUCGACAACGUUUAAUUGAUCCAAAAUUACGUGCUAUAUCAUCGAUGUUAAAUAAACUUAAUUUAUUAUUAAAAACUGAAAUUGAAGAACAAGGGCGUGAUCAAACACUUCUAUCAUUAACUGAAAAACUUCUUUUUAUUAUGGAUCAAUUAUUUCAUGAAGCAAGUACAACAUUAUCACAAGAUAAAUAUAAUGAAUUUUCAGUUUCAUGUGAAGGUGAUAUCGAACAAUUACGAUCAUUACUUAAUUAUAUCAAAUUACCAUUUGUUAAAAGUCAUCCAAGUUUAAUGCAAGCUCUUAUUCAUCUUUUACCUUAUUUAUCAUUUGGAAAUAAAGAAAAAAUGCAAACAUUACUUGAUUAUUUUAAAUUAUAUCUUGAAUUCGAUCGAUUUGAUCUUGAACAUUCAUCAUCAUCAACAACAACAACAACGGCAACAGCAUCAAAUGAUAAUGAUAGUCAAUUACAUUUAGAUUGUUUCUGUGAAGUUUGUAAACAUUUAGAUAAAAAAUCUGUCUAUGGUAAAGAAUUUCGCGAUCUUGUUAAUGAAUCCAAUGGUAUUAUUGAUCAAUGUAUAAAGUAUAUUGAAAUCAAUUCACCACAAGUCAAAACCUAUUUAGGUAUGCAAGAUCAUGAUAGUUGGAAAGAAUUUUUAAAUAAACCAAGUUUAUCGUAUGUCUUACGUUUAUUGACGGGUUUAUCCUAUGGACAUGAACAUAUUCAAAUGAAAAUCGGCCAAAGUUUAAUACCAGUUUUACAUAAAAUAGAACAAUUGACAACAGCUGGUAAAGUUGGUGUUCUAGCUGAAGAUCUUCUACAUUCAUUGACUGAAAAUGAACAAGUUGCGAAAAAAAUCGACGAUGUUCGCAAUCAAACACGUGCAGAAAAGAAACGUUUAGCACAAGAGGCACGUGAUAGAAAAAUGCGCGAACUAAAUUUAACAAAAAUAUCACGAAAUAAAAGUGUUUCAGAAUCAUCCGCAGCAGGCGCAUCAAAAAUACCCGUAGCCAAUGUUGAUUUAGCCGAUGAAACGGGUCAUGUUUGUUGCAUUUGUCGAGAAGGUUAUAAAUAUUUUCCCAAUAAAGUUUUAGCUGUUUACACAUUUACGAAGAAAGUUGAUAUCGAAUCGUGUGAAGCUAAAACAAGAAAAACACCUGGUUAUGCAACUGUAACACAUUUUAAUAUCAUACAUAUUGAAUGUCAUACAUCAGCUAUUAAACAAGCGCGAUCAAGAGAUGAAUGGGAAUCAGCUUUAUUACAAAAUGCAAAUACACGUUGCAAUGGUUUAUUACCACUUUGGGGUCCUGAUGUUGCUGAAGCUCAAUUUACAACAGCACUUGCAAGAUAUGAUGCAAAUAUCACUGACGCAACAGGCAUUCGUGAAACUUCACCAACACUGUCAAUUCAUGACAUCAAACUUUUAUUACUACGUUUUGCUGAUCUACAAUCAUUUAGUGAAGAUACAGGUGGUGGUGGACGAGAAUCAAAUAUACGUUUGAUUCCAUAUGAAAUGCAUACCAUUCUUUAUGUUCUUACAACAACUCGACAAAUUGAACGUGAAGAGAAAUUAUUGCAAAAUUUCCUUGCUCGUCCUGAUUUAUUGAUCAAUGAAGCAUUUGAAGUUGAUGGCCCAUUUUUUCUCACAAUAUUAUCAUUGAUUAUAAUGAAACCAAAUGAUUGGGAAAAAAAUCGUCUUAUUUUUCUACAAAAACUUCUUGUUACGACACAUAUUCGAUCAGUCAAUUCACCUAAUGAUCGAACAAAAAUCGCUUCAAAACCAUUGAAACCAUUUGCAACCUAUAAAACAGCUCUUGUCUUUUUUGGUCUUGUCAAUGCAUUUUUUAUUCAUAUGUUAAAUUCUUGUUUUGAUGCAACAUUAACCACACCCUACAAUCAACAAUUGGCACAAUUUCUUCGUGGCAACGAUGCUCUCAUCAUGGACGCAUGUACAAGAAUCUUGAAACAUUUUGAACAAGAUCUACUUCAAAGUCAAACAUUUGAUACACUAUUUAAUGCAUUAGAACUGAGUCAAUUAUCAGAACAAUGGAUACAAGAUGCUAUUAAUGCAUUGCCAUAG